Xylona heveae TC161 is the source of this 1497-nucleotide messenger RNA. RefSeq lists its product as hypothetical. The transcript has a single exon. The record is from RefSeq and is a predicted model, not a curated record. The coding region runs from base 1 to 1497 and encodes 498 amino acids. NCBI's taxonomy places the organism in Eukaryota, Fungi, Ascomycota, Xylonomycetes, Xylonales, Xylonaceae.
AUGGUGAAGACGCGUCCCGUUCGCCCUUCGCUCUCAUCGCUGCGGACUGGGAGCAGUACACUUUCCCGUCACUCGAUUUCUACUGACGCGGCGGCGACCUCGUCCUGCACUGAAUCAUUACCAACAGACACCUCGUACUCGGUCUCGACCCCGUCUGAUGGAUUCAACUACAAAUUGGAUCCGAAACCCCCUCAAGAAAUGUCUCCGGCCAUGUCGCACUCUCCGGCGGCCAUGACGAUACCAAAGGUGCGAUCGUCAAGUCAUGGAGCCAUUUCUGCUUCGCGGUCCGCUUUCGUUCACGGAAAGUUGCACAGGCGGGGGAACUCAACCUCGUCCGUUCAGAGCCCAGACGCGACCAGUGCAAACCACCAUGACAUGGAUUCUUUCCCCUAUGCAAGUGACGAUCACGAUGGACCUGAUCAUUUCCCCAAUACAACAUUGAAGCCGACUUCAACCACAAAAAUAAAGCCCCUCUUACGCAAACUUGCCCCUCGGGAAAGGAGCUCCCUGGACUUGUCCCGAUCCGCAGCGGAUAACGAAGCUCUACCAGGCUUGGGCAUAUACGGGUCGGAUAUGGGCGUGCCUACACAGUCGGCGGCGGAUGUGAAUUUCAGUCACGCUGUUCCGCGUGGUGGAUAUCAUCAGCGAUCAAGCAGUGGCACCUCCCAGUUCUCAAGCCAGACGGCAUCGAGCGCGCGCCGUCCCAGUGGGCAAUAUAUACACCCUAUGCGCCAAACGCCCCGACCGUACACGCCUUCCCUUGGCCACUCCCAUUCAACUUCUAUCAUGAGUAGUGAGCCACCAGAAGAGGAAGCAGAUGUUAUCUACGAAACGGCCGCUCCCCGGCGAUCGUUGUCGAUUGGUGGCAGCGCUCCUGUUCAACGACCCCCUCUUCGCGUGCAAACGAGCAUGAACUCGGUGCCACGCAUCGGCCAUGGAUCGCAAACGAGUCUCUUGAAUUCCCCCUAUUCCAUUCGAGCCCGGACCGACACUCUCCGCUCUGUUGACACGGCUUCCCCAAGCACGCGAUCAUCCCUGGAUCGAGGGUUUCGAAUCCGUACUCGCGAACCUCUCGAUCCCGCCUCUCGAGCUGCGUCCAUUCGAGCUGCCAGACAGGCGUUUAGCGAGAAGGAAGAAGCCAAGGCUCGCAAGGCCGAGGAAGAUGAAUAUAAAGCAGCAUGUCGUGAACAUCGCAAGCGCGAAAAACAAGAAGAAGGCGAGCGUCGCAAAUCCGAAUCGCGGGAGUUUCGAGCUCGACGCACCAGUAGCUCGUUGAACGAGAAAAUCGAUUCAUUACCGGGCCGUGAAUUCGCUGGUUUGACCCCUGUACAAAGUCGCGAUAUUCCACCUCCAACUCCAAAUGUGUACGUGGAUGCUGCAGGCCCGGCAUCGAAUAUAACGACCAAACGUGCCAUCAAGAGCAAAUGGAUGGGCUUCUGGACUUGGCUUCGGACGAGGGUGUUCAAGAUCGGAAGGAAAGUCAGCCAUGCUGUAUAA